UUCAUUCUCCUUUCGCCCCCAUCCCGGGGCUCCGGCGUAUCCGCCAUACUAGUUCAUGACCAUGCACUAUGAGGGGACGAGGCUCUUCAUAGUUGCCUUUCCAAUUCUUUGCUUCUUUCGCCUCAGCCGGGCCCAGUGAUUGGGCAUAUGAGGCGCAAGUGGUCACAGCCACGUGCAAGGCACCGACGCCUCAUGUAUUGUACCUGUUCUGGGUGCUUCGUCUGCCUCUACUUAUACUUGUCUUUUCCCCAACUGGUAUCGGUGGGGAACACCGUCAGAGCCCGUGAGGUGCCUUUGCUAACCCGUUUGUUUCAUAGACAGUGGACCUCUCUGAUCGCUAGCUGCAGAAUCCAUACCUGCGUAUCUCGUAUUUCUCUUUGUGCGCUCGACAGUGCCACUUAUUGGGUUGUGACUCCCGCCUCCUAUCGUGGCUUCCGCCUUGUCCGCUUUCGACUCAUACUUUUACCACGCCCUCGUUCUUCCGGGAUUUGGCAGCAGCCAUCCCUUGCGUCGCUGUUAAUACCUUCCGCUCUUACUUUCAAUCGUAUCCUUACUCGGUUAAGGGGUAUCUCUGCAGACCUCCAUAGAUCCUUGGUUGGUAAACCCACACGAUCCCCUGAUUGUCUCCUUGCGAUCUCGGCGUUUAGCACCUUGGCGCACACGUUUACUGAUGCGGUUUGUGCACGUCGCUUUAGAUCUCCAACAGCUGACGUCGAGUUCUCAAUUUGUGACUUGGCUCGAUUGCUCGAAAACCGUUGAAGAUUAGCCCGUCCAACUCUUAUCAUACUCGCCCUCAACGUUUUAUUAUCCUAAAUCUGCGUACGAAUCCGUCCGAGGAUAGUCGUUUCUGAGUC
Aspergillus pseudotamarii is the source of this 854-nucleotide messenger RNA. RefSeq lists its product as uncharacterized. Bases 148 to 759 code for a protein of 203 amino acids. The transcript is spliced from 2 exons. Lineage: Eukaryota; Fungi; Ascomycota; Eurotiomycetes; Eurotiales; Aspergillaceae. The record is from RefSeq and is a predicted model, not a curated record.